Molecule: messenger RNA, 3201 nt
Organism: Oncorhynchus mykiss (rainbow trout)
Lineage: Eukaryota; Metazoa; Chordata; Actinopteri; Salmoniformes; Salmonidae
Source: RefSeq, a predicted model, not a curated record
CUGGCUCAUAAAACAAGGCAGUCAUCGGGCCAUUCGUUUGUGUUUGUUUGUUGUUCAGCAGUUUUAGGGUGUUAGACCCGAAGGUUUCUCUGUCGAUUCAGCAGCACUCGAGUUUGUCACUUAUCGAUUAUAUUUAUUGUAGCGCUGUAGACUUUUAUAAAGAGGGAAACAAAGCUGUCAUCACAGCGCUUCCUGUUUUUUUUUAUUACAUCGGUGUUGCAACCAAACAGAACACAACAGCUGCGAAUGCAAACUUGGUUAUUGCGUGAUAGCUGACUAGUUAACUAAGCAACUAGAGGUUUUAGAAAAAAGCAAUUUGGAUGGUUUAUUUUUGUAACUUAUUUUUCAACUAUUGGACUGAAACAUUGUUUUGAAUCCCUUUCGGCGAGCUGACUUCGCUGUUGAGCAGAACAAUGCGCUUCGCACCUAUCCCCUGCGCCGUGGUGUUGCUGUGUUGUGUUCUGCUGUUGUGCUCGAUACCGUUGGGGACCUCGUUCCCCGUGCAGGACGAGGGGAAACCGGGCAUAACGUUUCUGGAAGAGGUCGGGCGUCUCCGGGUCGGGUUCAACUGGCGGAACCUGACCUGUCCGGUGUGCAAAGUCCUCUUCACCAUCCUGGAUGUCGCUCUGCUGAGUGAUGUUAAUGAGGAACGUGUUGCGUGGGCUGUGGGUGAGGCCUGUAUCCGUCUCCACCUGGCUGAAGAGCGGGUCUGUCGUCAAAUCACAGAGCUGUUCAGAGAUGACUUCAUCAGGGCCUUGCAACAGUCUCUGUUGUGGCCGUCGGAGGCCUGUGCUCUGCUGGUUGGGAGGUCAUGCGGACGCUUCGAUAUCUAUGCCCCCUGGAACGUAACCCUACCCCGGAUCCCCAAACCCCCAGUCACCCCGCCCGCACCCCCCAAGCCUGGAGCACCACAGAGCAGGGUCCUCUUCCUCACAGACAUACACUGGGAUCAGGACUAUGCAGUGGGCAGCUCUGCUGACUGUAAGGACCCGCUGUGCUGUCGUAAUGAGUCUGGAUCUCCCAGCUGGAAUCAGAGAGCGGCUGGGUUCUGGGGCUCCUACAGUAAAUGUGACCUGCCCCUGAGAACUGUGGAGAACAUGUUGGAGAACGCAGCGCGAACCGGACCGUGGGACUGGGUCUACUGGACAGGAGACAUACCUGCUCAUAACAUCUGGUCUCAAACCAGGAAGCAGCAACUGUCUGAACUCACCGUUGUCACCAGACUGAUCCACAGUCACCUAGGUAACUUGAAGGUUUACCCGGCGAUCGGUAACCAUGAGAGCACCCCGGUCAACAGUUUCCCCCCGCCGUUCGUCCAUGGCAACCGGUCGUCGCGCUGGCUCUAUGACACCAUGGCCGAGGAGUGGGCGCCAUGGUUACCAGAACAGGCCCUGAAGACUCUUAGGCAUGGUGGGUUCUACACGGUAGAGGUCCAGCCAGGUCUUCGAGUGGUGUCUCUGAACAUGAACUUCUGUGCCAGGGAAAAUUACUGGCUGAUGGUCAACUCUACUGACCCUGCUAACCAGCUCCAGUGGCUGAUCCACAUACUACAGGCCAGUGAAGAGAAGGGAGAGAAGGUCCACAUCAUCGGUCACAUCCCCCCUGGUCUCUGUUUGAGCAGCUGGAGUUGGAACUACUACCACAUCAUCAACCGGUAUGAGGGUACGAUCACGGGUCAGUUCUUCGGCCACACGCACAUGGAUGAGUUUCAGAUGUUUUAUGAUGAGGCGACGAUGACUAGGGCCGUGGGCGUGGCCUUCAUCGCUCCCUCCAUCACCACCUAUGUCAACCUCAACCCAGGUUACCGGGUCUACCUGGUCGACGGUAACUACAAGGGCAGUUCCCGGUUUGUUCUGGACCACGAGACGUAUAUCUUAAACCUUACAGAGGCUAACCGACAGCCUGAAGGGGGGGUCUCCUCCCUGCUCCCCACCACCUCACAACACGCCAUCUUCCACCCUGACCCAAACCCCAAAUGGACCCUCCUCUACCGUGCUUCCGAAGCCUACGGCGUCUCAUCCCUGUUCCCGUCGGACUGGGACGGGCUGAUCAGGACCUUCCUCCAGGACGACCGUGUGUUUCAGCGGUUCUGGUACCUCAGACAUAAAGGCCAUGUGUCAGAGCCCUGUAUAGACGCCUGUAAGACAACCGUUGUCUGUUUCCUACGUUCAGGUAGAUAUGACGAGCUGGAGCAGUGUGACCUGUUGGAGUUCGGGGGAGAUAUGGUUUCAGCUGUUAGGAAGACACUGUGUUGAACAGAGAUGAUGGGGGGGGGGGGGGGGGGGGGUUGGUUAACUUUGAAUGUUGGUCAUGUUGUCACCAACUGUUCAAGACAUUGAAUGUGAUUCUGGGUAAGUGAAAUGUCAUGGAACACUGGUUGAUGGUCUGGUUCUUUUGGUUCAACCUGUCUGUCCAAUCAGUAUCUGCGUUGUCAGAGGAUAUUUACAGCUAGUGAAUGUCAAAAUAAUGGGAAGGAAAAAAAACGAUUUAGAUGUUUUCAAGUUUUGUUUUUACAAAGACAGAACGUUUAGUCUCUUCACUGAGGAGUUGAGUCCUGAAGUGUUCAUAGUGAAGUCUCCAAAGGGUUGCAUUGAUAGUGUUACUGCAUUAAUUUAGCCUAAUAGAUUUCAUCACGUUGCGAUAGAGUUGAAGGUGUCUAUGCUCAGUCCGGGGCGUUUUCAGAAUGACCGGCUCAGCCCGGGGCGUUUUCGGAACUGACUGGCUCAGCCCGGGGCGUUUUCGGAACUGACCGGCUCAGCCCGGGGCGUUUUCGGAACUGACCGGCUCAGCCCGGGGCGUUUUCGGAAAUGACCGGCUCAGCCCGGGGCGUUUUCGGAAAUGACCGGCUCAGCCCGGGGCGUUUUCGGAAAUGACCGGCUCAGCCCGGGGCGUUUUCGGAAAUGACCGGCCUUAAUUUUCUGGUUUUGUGAAAGCUGUUUUAGGAACUGCUAACUCACCUUGGUGUCCAGAUUUUAUUAUUGAACCAUUUUCAGCUCUGUAUUUGUCUUCAGUGAGUUGUUUGCACAUGUUGUGAAAUGAAUAUACUGGUGAUUUUCAGAGUCUACUACACCAAUACCUUCCACUCUCAUUCAGCACUUUAAUUUCUGCUGUGGAUUGUCCUGUGUGUGUGUGUAACAUGUCUGUAAUUAUUAAAAAUAUGAGAAUUUUUGUGAAUAAAGAUGCAUUUUGAGAUUUACUUAA